This is a messenger RNA of Mytilinidion resinicola, 1098 nucleotides long. RefSeq lists its product as uncharacterized. The record is from RefSeq and is a predicted model, not a curated record. Lineage: Eukaryota; Fungi; Ascomycota; Dothideomycetes; Mytilinidiales; Mytilinidiaceae. Bases 1 to 1098 code for a protein of 365 amino acids. The transcript is spliced from 2 exons. Gene Ontology annotation, cellular component: nucleus.
AUGGUGCACGCCAGCGGGAGGGAUCGCGAGGUGUACGACCAUCGUCAACACCAGCAGCAUUUCUACGCUCACCAGAACCGCCACCACGUCCCCACCGACGUCCCCCAGCCGCCCGCCCACCACUACCCCCAGCACCAGCACCACUCACAGCAGGACUACCACUACCGCGCGCCGCAGUCGCCGCCCUCGCCGCCCGUCGAGGAGGCGCACAAGCCCUCGCUGCCCUCGAUAUCGAGUCUGCUGGGCAUCGCGGAUGGUGAUAGAGCCAAUUCCGAGACCGCCGGAAUGAGCCCGCACCAGAGCCAGCAGCAGCAGCAGCCGUCGCCCUCGACGCAGCAUCCGCCGCAGAACCCGAUCUCUGCACAGCAGCCAGAGAGCCGCCCGGAGCAGACAGCGCAAGCUUUCGGUCCAGCGAUCGUGAGCAACCCCAGAAUGACUUUGCCGCCGACGCCUCCCAUGCAGCCGGAGUCCGUCGUUGACGGGAACCAGUCUCCAUCCGCGGCCUCGACGCAGUCCUCGGUAGCGCCACAGCCGUACUAUCUCGGCCAGUCCCUCAACAACAUGGAGCCGCACCAACAGCGGCAGCACGUCCCGAACCCAUCCAUGAUCAAGCGCCAUUCACUCCCCUCUCAGCAAUCCAUGUCUCCGUACAACGCCUCUCCCUACGUUACCUCUCCGUACGCCUCCUCGCCCGGUGCGGCGUCUACUGGAUCCUUCUACUCACCAGAGACUCAUCCUUACCCUGCUGCUGGUAUGUAUCAGCAACGACCUCUCCCAUCAAACUUCGCGCCCCAACAGAUGCCCAUGCCAGUAGCAUCGAACCCAGCGAACCCUGGCAAUCUAUGGCAGCAUCAUCACUACAUUAGUCAGUCUAGCCAGUCCGCUUUUCCUCAGUCGCCGGACCGCUAUAUCUGCCCGACCUGUAACAAGGCCUUCUCAAGACCAAGCAGUCUGCGCAUUCACAGCCAUAGCCACACAGGCGAAAAGCCAUACAAGUGCCCUCAACCUGGGUGCGGAAAAGCAUUUAGCGUGCGCAGUAACAUGAAACGGCACGAACGCGGCUGCCAUGCCGCUGGCAACGUCAUGUCAACAUCAUGA